CAUCCGCCCAAUCGUUGCCCGCCGCCCAGACAGCGGAGAACAGGUCUUCUUUAUCAUACUUUCGAGUACACAGUACAAGUAAGGUUACAUGUAAGCCUUAUCAAGAUCGUCGCAGGGUCAUGGUGUAACAGUACCCCGCUGGAAGCUUUCUCACGCUGCAAAAUUCUUGCCUUGGAGAGCCGCGGGCAAGUGCGAUAAGACGUGAGGAUGCGACGAAUUUCUCAUGUCUUCUGAAGUCUUGUUCCUUCUCUCCAGUUCAUCACAUCUAGAACAUUGAUCAAGGUCAAGUCAGUCUUUAAAGGAGAGUAAGGAUUCGAUCAAGAUGGUGUCGUGGAAGAGCUUUGGUCGCCCGGCGGUGCUGCAGAAGCACGAGAGAACGCCUGCUGAGAAGAGUCUCGUGCUCAGGCUAGAUAUCUUUUUGAUGACUUUCGGAUGCAUAUCUCAAAUUAUCAAAUAUCUCGACCAGCAAAACAUCAGCAAUGCUUACGUAUCUGGCAUGAAAGAAGAUCUGAAGCUAUACGGCAAUGAACUGAAUUACUUCACCACCUGGUUUAAUGUUGCUUACUGUAUCUUCCUGAUCCCAUCUCAAAUCAUCCUUACCUAUGUCCGACCAAGUAUUUGGCUACCCGGACUAGAGAUCUUGUGGGGUAUGAUGACUGGUCUGAUCGCGACUACUCAAAAUGCAAAGCAAGUCUAUGUUCUUCGAGCAUUUCUGGGUAUGUGUGAAAGCAGUGCUUGGCCGGGUAUGAUGACAUUGUUCAUGCACUGGUAUACGCCGACUGAAUUGGCGAAACGUAUGGGCUUCUACCAUUCAUGCCAAGCUGUUGGAGGCAUGAUGUCUGGUGCUCUUCAAGUUGCUAUCACCAACACUCUCGAUGGUUCACAUGGACUUGCUGGAUGGCGUUGGUUGUUUGUGAUCAAUGCCAUCAUCACAGUGAUCUGGGGCUUUCUCGGCUUCUUCAUGAUCCCCGAUCUACCUAAUCGUCCCAACCCAAGAUCCUUCUGGUUCACGAAAGCACACGCUAGUAUGGCCAUGGAGAGGCUUGAGCGACACAACCGUGCAGAGCCAAAGAAGAUGACUUGGGCAGGUGCUAAACGUGCAUUCUCUGGUUGGGUUAUGUACUUCAUCGCCGUGCUGUACAUCGCAACGGUAUUAGCCUCAUAUGGAUAUGCUUACUUUAAUCUCUUUCUGAAGAGUUUGAAGAAUGCUGAUGGAACACGAACUUGGACGACUUCUCAGGUCAACGCUAUUCCGAUUGGUGGAGGAGCAAUUCAAGUUGUCUGUGGUAUGUCUCCGAAACCUUCAGACAUUUUAGAAGCUAACUUCAGAUGUAGUCUGGACUUGGGCACUUCUUUCGGAUUUCUUCGGCACACGAUGGACACUUAUCGUUGCUCAAGCGGUCAUCGGAUGAUUCCUACUAUCAUCAUGAGUAUCUGGACACGGCAUCCAGCUUCCGUGGCCCUGUCGGCUGUCUAUGCCAGCUAUUUUAUUUCCUAUAUUUGCUUAGGAACAGCCCCUCUGAUUAUGUCUUGGUUGUCUGACAUCAUACCACAAGACCCAGAGGCUCGGUCGCUUAUUGUCGGAGUGACCAUUGCUGGAUACUACGCAAUUGCAGCAUGGUCGCAAGUCUUAGUAUGGCCAGCUGUUCAAGCACCUUAUUAUAAAUACGGUUGGCAAUCAGCUCUUGCCCUUUGGUUUGUUGUUAUUAUUAUGACUUGCAUCUUGCGCUACAUUGACGUCCGUUACAUGCUACCGAAACGACUUGCUUUCGCAAGAGAGAUCCACGAGGAAGUGGUGAGUGAGGAUGGAGGAGAGAUAGUUGCUGGCGAAUCUGAUGAUCCGGACUCGAAGACCGGGAGGGAUAUCCAUACACAAGUCAUCGCUGCAACUGCAAGCUGAAUGAAAGCUUUGCAUGAGAGAUGAUCAGGGACAAUAAUCGGAGUAAAGAUAGACCACAUUAGAAAGAGGCAUGCAAGGAUGAAAUAGGCGAAAACUCAGGAGAGCGAGCGACGCCAAGAGCAUAACAAGUUAAAAACAAGCAAAAGCUUACCAACCCUUAAGAAAAUUCCUGUAUGACGCAAAUCAGAUUCUUCUCAAC
This is a messenger RNA of Mollisia scopiformis, 2099 nucleotides long. Its product is annotated as putative allantoate permease. Gene Ontology annotation, cellular component: membrane. The record is from RefSeq and is a predicted model, not a curated record. Lineage: Eukaryota; Fungi; Ascomycota; Leotiomycetes; Helotiales; Mollisiaceae. Gene Ontology annotation, biological process: transmembrane transport. Gene Ontology annotation, molecular function: transmembrane transporter activity. The coding region runs from base 323 to 1900 and encodes 525 amino acids. The transcript is spliced from 10 exons.